Molecule: messenger RNA, 1488 nt
Organism: Metarhizium album ARSEF 1941
Lineage: Eukaryota; Fungi; Ascomycota; Sordariomycetes; Hypocreales; Clavicipitaceae
Exons: 2
Coding region: 1-1488 (495 amino acids)
Source: RefSeq, a predicted model, not a curated record
AUGGCGACUGGCAGCAUUCCGCUCGAGGCCUUGGGUCCUCCUCCGGAAUAUGAAAACAGACUCAAGAGGGGCGUGAUGGGGCCUAUUCAUAAUCAUUACUAUACUCAUGACAGGGAACUUCCUUGGUACCGUCGAAAACGUGUCUUUUACCCCGCGGCAGGCCUCUUGGUGCUCAUCGUAAUCACCUGCGCCGUCGUUGUUGGGGUGGUGCUCAAGUUGGAGUCUGCCAGGAAAUCCGACACGAUGGAAGGCGACGAUAUCUCAUCGACAAUGGCGCCGCUUAGUCGAACAGGGCCGAUAUCUCUCGGUGCGUCGGCCGCUACCAGCCGUGGCUCGACGGCGCUCGCAUCGACCGCUGCGCUAUCAACACGCAGCACGGGACACGUUCCCACGCCGACUGCUGCAGAGGCCCGAGAGACGGCUACGCCAUUCACCAUGUCGGACAAGUCUCAGCUCGCGUCGCUCCUCGUCGGAGAGGGAGGCUCUGGUCAGGAGCGCAGACUGCUGGUCCUGCAAGAAGACACUGGCCAUCUUUACAUUACCGAAUGGACAAGCAGGACAGUCAACCACUUUAGAAUACACGAGAAACUUGGAACAUCGGCCCCGGAGCCCAAGCCAGGCACGCCUCUCGCCAUGGAGACCGACCAAACAGGGCUGGUGCACUUGUUUUACCUGAGCCAGACCAAUCUCAUCUCUCAGGUGUCCGAGACGGAAGCGGGAAGAUGGAAAGCAGCGGAAGUGACGGACGAGCGCGGCAGCAUUCGAACAUCCUCAUGUUCGGGUCUGUCGACGACAUGGCACAGAGGGAAGACGGGACCGGAUUUGCUUGUUUUGGCCUUUGACAAUCCCUCGCAGGAGCUGCAGCUCGCCGUAGCAGAGAGCCCGGCGGACCGAGGCGCUUGGUUCACGGCCAAUGUCACGUCUGUCUUGAUGGACUCGGUGCCCGGUCAGUCCAACAUGCCCUGCUACGCACUCGCGGGCGACUGGUAUGACAAGAGGCCGGUGACCAAGGGCGAGGCGUCGCCCCGUAUUCUGAUUGGGGUCGUGGAGGAAAACGAGGUGGUGCCCUGGGACUGCACGAUUGACUUUUGGCCACCGCCGGACGUUCAGGUUCGGUGUGGCAAGACCGAGAGGGCCUUUGCCGACACAAAAGGCGACGGACUUGCUCUGAGCCCGGUGCCCAGGCAACUCUUGUGGCUCCGUAACUCGCGACGACACGACGGGCAGGACGACUCGGCGGAUGAACACGACUUCAUUCUCUUGUCUGCCGACGGCUCGAAUCUCGUUCGCGAAAACUUGAUCGGGAGCGGCAACGCACGGGAUACAAGUUCAGGCUUUGCAGCAGCGUCUCCAAUCACCGCCAUGUCCGCGACAUCGGACGGAUUGGUGUUUUUAUCUUUGGGGCGGGAACUGCAGCUGUAUAAAAAGUCAGGCUCCAGGUGGGAAAAUACCCGGCUGCAAGGAUUGCAUGACGGCCUCAACGGAUGA